AUGCCGGGCCACAUAGAUUGUUAUCUCGAUUGCUCUUCAUUCUACAGCUACGCUGCAAUAGCACAUCUCCGAAAGAACCGAGAAGUUCUUCUUACUCAUGAUGUUACCGUGAAUAUCAUUCCAGUCUUCCUCGGCGGCAUAAACAACGGCUCGGGAAACAAACCGCCAUGGAGUCUUCCUGCCAAAGCAAAGUAUAGCAAAUUCGAUAGUGCUCGCACGAUAUCAUAUCAUGGGCUUCCGGAUCUUCAAGCUCCUGAUUUCUUCCCGCCUGUGACACUUCUUCCUCAAAGAGCACUCUGCUUCAUCAAAUCCCGUUAUCCUGUCGAAACAUUCGAGAAAACAUUCUUGAGCAUUUUCAAUGCCCUUUGGGUUGCCCCUCACAAAAACAUCACGAUUCCUGACGAACUCCGGGAGUUCCUAAGUAAGCUAGGCUCGUUCGAUGAGAAGCAGGUAGAGGAGAUUAUGGCAAUGGCGGCGGAGAAAGAGUGGAAGGAUAAGUUACUGGAGAAUACAAAAGAUGCGCUUGGGAAGGGUGCAUUUGGGGCACCGUGGUUGUGGGUUAGGAAUGGGGAGGGAUUGGAGGAACCGUUUUUUGGGAGUGAUAGGUUUCAUUUUAUUUGGAAGUUUUUAGGGGUUGACUUUAGGGAUGUGGAGAUUGUGGAAGGUGAUAAGGGGGAAGGGAGGAAGAAGGCCAAGUUGUGA
This is a messenger RNA of Sclerotinia sclerotiorum 1980 UF-70, 702 nucleotides long. RefSeq lists its product as hypothetical. Gene Ontology annotation, cellular component: mitochondrion; peroxisome. The record is from RefSeq and is a predicted model, not a curated record. Lineage: Eukaryota; Fungi; Ascomycota; Leotiomycetes; Helotiales; Sclerotiniaceae. Bases 1 to 702 code for a protein of 233 amino acids. Gene Ontology annotation, molecular function: glutathione peroxidase activity; glutathione transferase activity. Gene Ontology annotation, biological process: glutathione metabolic process. The transcript has 4 exons.